AUAAAUCAGCAUUAUCUUCCAAGUCGCCAUAGUAUGUACUAGUGCACAGUGAGUUAUUUCGCAAAAAAUGCGAAUCAAUUAUUUCAAGGUUUAAAAUGGAUCCUUGUGGGUGGGGGAGCAUAAAAAGUAAAACGUUUGUUACUAAAAGUUAUAGUUCAUCUGUCACAAUCCGGGGACAAUUUGCCACCGGGAGGUGACAUGCAUAUAUUAAAAUGCCCAUAUAUCGUUACCUAGCAUUGUCAAAGCAACAUAUCUGUGCACAAACUCUAAUCCAUUCGCGGUGUUGGCAUUGUUACAACGGUAUGUUGAGUUAACACCGCGACGGUGUGUAACAUAAUUGCCACCACGUUGUGUCAAUUUGACACCAAACCGGUAGAGUCAUAUAUAGACACCGGUUUGGUGUCAAUUCGGUGUCGUUUUUUCUGUGAGUGUACCAGAUUUCGAAGUGCGUGUGAACGUUAUUUUAACUCGAAAGGAAAAAAUAAUGUUGAAUAGCUGUAAGUAGUAAAUAAAUGAUAUUGUAAAUCUAAAGCCAGUUAAAUUAGGUGCCCGUGUCUUCGAUUAAUAUAUGAGCGUGUGUGAAAAGGGUACCUGCAUUACUAAAAACAUGGCAACCGUGACCGUUCCGCGCGUCAUUAAAGUCGUCACCACGUGACGAAAUGUUAUUUUAACACGGAAAUUUUGUCACAUCAUUGGGCUGGUAUUAAAAACUGCGUCUAAUGUAUGUAGUAGUUAUGCUGGGAGCUCAAGGCACCAAAAAGGUUUCCCUCGUUAGCUUUUGAGAACGUUAUCAAAUCACACGUUAGGCAUGGUACAGAACAGAUAGGAUUGGGGUAAAACUGUCUUCGAACAAGACUACUUUCAUGGUACCUAAAUGCCGUGUAAGGGGAUAUCAUUAAGUUUUCGCACUUCAACUUCCAUGUAACAGAUGCGACCAGACUGGCAAAGAUGACUUAAGGUCGUGCAGACUUUUCUGUGUUGUUAUAUCCAUGCCUCGUUAGUUGAUUAAACAGUCAGGCAGCCACACAUGCAUAGUACUUUCCAUUACAUGCGGGUACAAAUCUGCUGAGUUAUGUGAAUGAGUGAUAAGCCCAAUGGUAUGUAGAUAGAUAACGUCACCCACAACUACAUACGUGGUUGAUUACAAGUAGUGUUCUCAAGGUUGGACCGAUAUCUUUGUCGGUGUGCCUAGCCGACAAAGAUAUCGGUCCAACCUUGAGAACAAUAAUUACAAGUCAGAACGCAGUCAUUGAUUCGCUGAAAUAUUUAACGGCGAUUAGAUUUACUAUUGGUAUUGAGUCACUGAUAAACCCUUCAUAUAGAUAUAUGCAUACUUUCACAAAAGCUGAUUUUCAACGAGUAGUACAUAAUUAUAAGUAAGUUUAAUACCCAGUGGAAAUAUUUGAUAUUUUUUUAGCAAUCUUUUUCAAAAUUACAAGAAAUUGCUGUUCACAAAUUGUGUAAUACCCCGCGGUGUUGAUUAUGUUGGGAAAAGUUUGAAGUCUCGAUAUAAAAUUCCGACUGAGGUGUAUUUGUUACUAGAUAGGAUCACCUGAAGAAUACGUGUUAAUCAAUUCAAUUUUAAAAUUUAAGUUUCCAGGUUUGUUAUCAACAUCAUGUACGUUUGUAAAAUUGUUUGUCAAAAUUCAUAGAAUAAGUAAGCUACACCGUUACCCUUUCAGAUGGUAGAGUCACGUGCUCCCCGAGAUUUGGGGGACUUUCUGAACUGCACGAUUUGUUUGGAUGAGCCAGCCUCGCCAAUCCACAGCUGCGCCAAUGGUCACAUAAUUUGCGGCAUUUGUGUCGAAAAAGUAAAAAAGUGUGGCCUGUGUCAGGCGGAUUUGAAGAUGUCUGACCUUGCGGAACGACUUUCUCGACAGUUUGACUUCAAAUUGACAUGUGGGAACGAAAAUGAGGGUUGCAAAGAAAUCGUAGCUGCUGCUGAGAUGAAAACACAUCUCAAAAAUUGUUAUUACCGCGAAAUAAUUUGCACCGAGUUUAAAAAUGAAGUCUGUGGGAAAGCUGAGGUCGCCAUGUCCGAUUACGCCAAGCAUUUACAAGAUCGCCACAAGUGUAUCGGGGGCACCAGAAAUUUCACGUUGAUGUUGACGGAUGGGAAUAUUGUCCACGAAGCUGGAGCAUUAUUUCCAAUCGGAAUUCUUGAAAAGGAUGGGAAAGUGUUUCUGCAACUCAGCCAUAUUGGUGAAGAUGCUUCAGUUUACUUUUGGAUGACCGUGUUGGGUAGUAAGGAAACCGCGGAGGAAUACAUGUUUGACUUUGAACACACGAAGGCGGGAAGAAGAAGGCCCCGUUCUAGACAAUUUGGCGCCCUAGGCAAAGCUUUAAUGGCGCCCCCAUGGCCCUACGUACUCGCAUCGUCAGAGCUUGCAAGCACUUUUACUAUUGCAUAGGAAAAAUUUUCGUGGGACGGAAAAUUUCUCGCUCUAUGAGUUCAAAGCGUUCCGUUCGUAUUCCGUACGUAAAGGCCAAAGUACGUAUUUUGUAUUUCGUAUUUCUGUCUCCGUUCCAUGGAGAUUUUUACUCCGCAAUACGUCAAACAAUAUAACCGUACACAAAUUGCAAUGUGCAUUCAUUUGCACAAAUCAGCAAUUUUUCAAUAAAUUCAAUUACAAAUUUUUAAUCCUGACGAAAAUAAAUGAAUAUUGCUAUGGCACAGAAACCACGUAAAGAUUUCUCACUUGCUUAGUAAAAAUUAAAAUCAUACCACCAACGGAGAGAUGUAAGGUGGUUAUCCCGGAUUUUGACGGGACAAUUGUAAAAAUAUGCAUGCUUAGAAAUAAGCGGACGCAUACAUAAAGUACAUAAGUUUAGAUAAUUUUCGUUUUCUAUUUAGAAUGCGCGUGUUUUCGAAUGUGGUGGAACUUUUUAAUAAAUUUGCAGCCAAAAUGUGGAUUUUCGAAUCGAAUUUAAACACUAUUUCAAAAAUUAAGCACAUUGUUUGCUCAUUACCUGAGAUUAUAAAAAUUCAUUUUUAAAUACUUUUAAACUUUAAGACUUUCAUGCUACGAGAAUUUUUUAAUCGGCAAAGAUGCAAAACGUUAUUUUUUUUACAUUACAUUUACGUUCUCUUUAAAUAAAGCUUUAUAAUUUCAGGAAAUCCUAAUUUUGCAGAUCUGGUUAAAUUCGAAAAGUGAUACCAUUGAAUAUCUGUAAUCCAGAUUUUGGAUGAAAAUGUACACAAAUUCCUUUCCGGGCAUUAAAGCCAACGUAAAAGUACGAGCCAGUUUAUUUCUGACUGUGAAUAAUUUAAAAUUGGUCUAGUCAAAAUCGGAGGUAACCAUCUCACACUUGUACAUUGUAAAUAAGUGUAACGAAGAAUUUGCCGUAUGCAGAAAUUAAACUGGGAGUAUUUUCAAACACAAAUUUGUGAACAAUGAGCGUACUCACAUCAACCUUCGCAUAUCUCGCAUAUCUCGCAAAUUGAGCAUAGCAACAUAACUUGCGAAGUCUUGCGAGAUAUGCGAGAUUUCGCAAAAAUUUUGCUGGAAAACCAUGGGAUUUUUUUCGCAAGUUAACCCAGCAGUUGGGCAUGUACUUAUUUCGCAAAAUUAUUUCGCAAACUCAUCCUCACCAUCUUCAGUAAGGGAAGUUACAGAAAUCCAUGGAAACAAUGCCAAAACUACUAUUUUUCACUAGAUUUGCGAAAUUAGAGAUAUUUGCGAAGUCGUAUUUUGCGAAUCCCCUCACAACAGAAAUAUUUCGAUCUUCAUAAGUUUGCAAAAUGAGUUGCGCUGCGAAAUAAAAAGUUGUCGUGAGUACGCCCAAUACUUACAAAUAAAGUUUUUUUUUCACUUAUUUCAGAAGAGUUAAGCCUCUUAAAUGCCCUCUUCCAGGACAAAUUCUGACAUUUCAAAACCCGUUUUUAUCUAGUGUAUACGGGCGCCUGCCGGCGCCCCCCAGCAAGUUGGCGCCCUAGGCGGUUGCCUAGCUCGCCUAUACCUAAAACGGGGCCUGCAAAUCAUAAACGUAAACAUUUCACAGGUCGUAGCCACGUGGUCAAUUCCAGUUGUUGCAUUUCAUGACCGACCAAAAUACAUGGAACAUUCAGCAUUCUACGUCAUCAUUCCGGCCAAAAUGGCAAAAGAAUUUGGUACUCCGGUCCAAGAAGAGGGCGAAUCUAAGCUUCGUCUUGAAACUACGUACCGAAUUGUGUAGAAAAUUUACCUGGUCGUAAAUAAUAUGUAAUAUUCGGUCGACAAAGGAUAAAGAGAUUUUUUAAAUUUUAAUCGCCGAAACUUAAUUGAAAAGUUUUGUACGGUUUACUUACCGACUUUAAAUAUUUGAAUAUACAUACAUACAUACUUAAUAAAAUAAAUAUGUAUUCAUAAACUAUGCACCAUAA
Messenger RNA from Folsomia candida, 4363 nucleotides. RefSeq names its product probable E3 ubiquitin-protein ligase sinah. The transcript is spliced from 6 exons. Gene Ontology annotation, biological process: multicellular organism development; proteasome-mediated ubiquitin-dependent protein catabolic process. Bases 1683 to 2411 code for a protein of 242 amino acids. The record is from RefSeq and is a predicted model, not a curated record. Gene Ontology annotation, molecular function: ubiquitin protein ligase activity; ubiquitin conjugating enzyme binding. NCBI's taxonomy places the organism in Eukaryota, Metazoa, Arthropoda, Collembola, Entomobryomorpha, Isotomidae. Gene Ontology annotation, cellular component: cytoplasm.